AUGCAGAUCAACAAUGGUGACCUUCAUGCCGCGGAAUCUGUCUGCUUGGAGAGCGGGCCACUUCUUCUCUAUCACACUUCUCGUAUCAUCUGCGUGCAGGCAGAGAUUCGGGAAGCCAAGCGACAGGCUUGUCAAUCGUUCUGUACAAGGAAGAAUUUCGAAAAGAUCGUCCAUAUCCCCCUCCAGAUAAUCGUGGCCCAAAGCCCGCCCCUGGACGUCGAGCCGCAGGUCGAGACUCGUGAGGUUGGCAAUCGCAAUUCUGAAUGCGCCCAACAGUAUCUAAUGGUCGAAAAAAUCGAGAGCGCUCAGCGACGAGAGCAGAAGUCCCAUAUUCAGAGGUUCCGCUGGGAUUAUUUCCGUGCAAUUGCCGACAUGAAAAUCUUUCAAGUCAACCUUCCCCAACUCGAAUGCCAUCAAGAGCUGAUCGAGAGUGCGACAGUCCCGGAGAUGGUGGCGUUGUUUUUCGUUAUCGUCGUGGGGCACGCCGAAAAAGACGAGCUUCACAACUUGGAAUUGUCGAAUGAUCCGAGCAUCUCGCGCGGGAUCGGUCCAAGUGACACGCGAACGGAGCUCAGAUGGGAUGAUUACAAGAGUCAAGCCGACAAGGGUGCUCUUGUGGUGGUCGAAGAAUGCAUGCAAGUGGACAUUGUGAACCUCGAAGCCGCGCAGUUCAAUCGAUUCAAGAGCUGGCCAUGUAUUGCUCCGGACCUUCUUAUUGGGGUGGCCCGUGUGGUCCUGCUCUUGUCUAGACUAUUUGUCACCCGCCGCGCAGACGGAAAAGGAGUUGGCGGAUGCCAUUUCCAGCUUGACCUUGUCGCCUUUCUUCGAGGCCUGUAG
Messenger RNA from Letharia columbiana, 837 nucleotides. RefSeq lists its product as uncharacterized. The record is from RefSeq and is a predicted model, not a curated record. Bases 1 to 837 code for a protein of 278 amino acids. The transcript is spliced from 2 exons. Lineage: Eukaryota; Fungi; Ascomycota; Lecanoromycetes; Lecanorales; Parmeliaceae.